GAGGGCGAGGGCAGACUCGUUCUGAAUCACUCCACCCAUCUACCCGGCAUCAUCCCAGUCCUCCAGCGUCUCGCAGCCAUCAAGGGGAUCAAUACGAUUGUGCCGGGCAGGCUCAGCAGGUACGUCUACAACUGUCACAAGCUAACGCUGCGCAUCUCAACGGAGACAGACACUGGGUUCAAGCUGAUUGCAAGGAAGGGCACACAGGCGCAGGAGGUCUUCAUAGUCGGCGAUCUUGAGCAUGAGACACUGGAAGGCGCUAUCGCCUGGUGCCUCUAG
This is a messenger RNA of Guillardia theta CCMP2712, 279 nucleotides long. RefSeq lists its product as hypothetical. The annotation marks the transcript as partial. The transcript has 4 exons. The record is from RefSeq and is a predicted model, not a curated record. Lineage: Eukaryota; Cryptophyceae; Pyrenomonadales; Geminigeraceae.